AUGGACACCCCCCCGCAGGACUAUCAAACGCACAAACUCAACGAUGUCGUCUUGGACAAAUCGGUCGACGAGGAGAGCGGCAACAUAGCCGUCGUUCGGGAUCGCGACGAUUAUGAUGGUGAAAAGCCCGGGUUCAGCUUUAAACGAUUUUACCGCCAAUACCGGACUGCCUUCCACAUUGCCUUCUGCGUCAUCACUUUUAUUGUGUGGACGGCAUGGUGGGUCCACGGUCUCGUCUACCACCGGCACGAUGGCCUCGGAUGGCUGAAACCAUUCCUGCUGUACCUCGCCAUUCUUCUCCGCCUUAUCUUCAUCUGGGUACCGAUCGCAUCGGUCAUGAGGCCUGUUCACUUCAUUUGGAACAAUUCAGUGGUCAGGGUGUACGAUAUGAUCCCCAAGAAGCUGCACAAGCCGCUUGCCGCAUUGGUCACUGUGGCCGUGUUUUUGAUUGGCGCCUUCGUGCCCGAGGAGACAGGUCAAAAUACGCGGGCCAGCCGUGCCCAGUCUCUGUUCGGUCUGCUUGUCAUGCUCAAGGUUCUGUACUGGACGUCGCGUGACCGCCAUGCCAUCCCGUGGCACACCGUCAUCGGUGGUAUGCUCAGUCAGUUCGUCAUUGCCGUCUUCGUCUUGCGCACCCAGGCUGGAUACGACAUCUUCGCCUUCAUCUCGUUCCUGGCCCGAACUCUGCUUGGCUUCGCCAACGAGGGUGUCAUAUUCCUGACGGACGAUACGGUGCCCGCGUUACCGUGGUUCUUCACCAGUGUCAUUCCCGCCAUUAUCUUCUUCGUCUCCCUCGUCUCCCUGCUGUACCAUACCGGUCUCCUGCAGUGGUUCGUCGGCAAGUUCGCCACCUUCUUCUUCUGGUCCCUGCGCGUGUCCGGUGCCGAGGCCGUCGUUGCUGCCGCCACUCCCUUCAUUGGCCAGGGUGAAUCGGCCUUGUUGAUUCGUCCUUUCGUGCCUCACCUUACCCUCGCCGAGCUUCACCAGGUCAUGACAUGCGGCUUCGCUACCAUUGCCGGAUCCGUACUCAUUGCGUACAUCAGCAUGGGCCUGAACCCCCAGGCUCUGGUCUCGUCCUGCAUCAUGUCCAUUCCGGCGUCACUGGCCAUCUCCAAGAUGCGCUACCCCGAGUCGGAGGAGACCCUCACCUCAGGCCGCGUCGUGGUCCCCGAAGACGACGAGCACAAGGCCGCCAACGCACUGCAUGCCUUCGCCAACGGCGCCUGGCUCGGUCUCAAGAUUGCCGGCAUGAUUUGUGCCGUCCUGCUCUGCAUCAUCGGCUUCGUCGGCCUCAUCAACGGUUUCCUCAUCUGGUGGGGCAAGUACUUCAAUAUCACGGCCGCCAACGCCCCGCCCGAGGGCCUCACCCUCGAGUUCAUACUCGGCUACCUUUUGUAUCCCGUUGCUUGGCUCCUGGGUGUUCCUAAUGGCGAGCUCCUCGACGUCGGUCAGCUCAUCGGCAUCAAGAUCAUCACCAACGAGUUUGUCGCUUUUGCAUCUUUGUCGGCCAAUACCGCGCUGAGCCCGCGUGCUCGUCUUAUUGCUACUUAUGCUUGCUGCGGAUUCGGAAACGUUGGUUCGCUCGGAAACCAGAUCGGUGUCCUGUCGCAAAUUGCGCCUGGCCGAGCCGGUGACGUUUCCCGGGUUGCUGUGUCCGCUUUGAUUGCUGGUGUCAUCAGCACGCUGUCUUCGGCUUCGAUUGCGGGUAUGCUGUACACGGAUGCUAUGCAGUCAAUGGCGACCGUUGCUUCGUCAUAG
Messenger RNA from Pseudomassariella vexata, 1758 nucleotides. RefSeq names its product NupC family nucleoside transporter. Lineage: Eukaryota; Fungi; Ascomycota; Sordariomycetes; Amphisphaeriales; Pseudomassariaceae. Bases 1 to 1758 code for a protein of 585 amino acids. The transcript has 4 exons. Gene Ontology annotation, biological process: nucleoside transmembrane transport. Gene Ontology annotation, molecular function: symporter activity; nucleoside transmembrane transporter activity. Gene Ontology annotation, cellular component: membrane. The record is from RefSeq and is a predicted model, not a curated record.